This is a messenger RNA of Candidozyma haemuli, 2373 nucleotides long. RefSeq lists its product as uncharacterized. The record is from RefSeq and is a predicted model, not a curated record. Lineage: Eukaryota; Fungi; Ascomycota; Pichiomycetes; Serinales; Metschnikowiaceae. The transcript has a single exon. Bases 1 to 2373 code for a protein of 790 amino acids.
AUGUUCAAAAAGAUCUUUCGGCCGCCUUCUUCGGCUGUCACUCAAGGCCAGAAGAAGGAUCCCAAAAAGAUAUCUCUAUCUGAGAAGGAAAAUGAAUCUUCUACUACCCAACCAUCUCCUCUGAACGAGCCGCCUGAAGGAACCGUCCUGUUGAGCGACAACAAGUGUAGUGAACAACCAAAGCAGGCUGAAUUACCAACCAUUGACCCCUUGAACAUCACCAUUGAGGACCUCGAUCCUUAUGCUAAGCCAAAUCGGAUGCGUCGUUCCAAGAGCUUCUCCUUCCAGCCUUCUUCUAAGCCUGAUCCAGGUUUCAAGUUACCCAGAAGUAAGUCAGUUCACUUUGCUGACCAAUUGGGGAAACCAGUGAAGAGCAAGAAGCCAGCGACGCCAGAUGACAAGUCUCUGGUUUACACUAACAGUUCUGGAGAUGCAGAAAAGGAGAGUCCCUACCAGAGCAUCCAUAACCGUCUUCUGGGUAUCUUUUUCAAGAGCGAGUCGCCAGAACCUAAGGAGCCUCAGUUGGAAAAAGCUGUUAAGUGUCUGAGUCAUAACUUGCUUGUUUCAGGAGAUGUGUCCCAUGAGCCAGAACUUGGUGACGCCUAUAUGGAUGAGAAGCCUGUUGAAGCCUUGAAGUGUGUCGAAGAUGGAGAGGAGGGAGACGAGUGGGAUGACUCUGACGAUAUUUUCGAAGACAAAGACGAGAUCCCAGCUCUUGAGAAACUUUCUACAUUAUACCAAAAGUACUUCUCUAGUUUGCAACUUGAAGGUGAUGAUCUUGAUAACGUCAUUUCGGGUAUUGACUUUGGCAUCAAUGACACGCUUCAGGAGACCAAGUUUUGCAAAGCCCUCCUCUCUACAGCAGAAAAGCGGGCAGAUGAAGCAGAGAAUGAUACAAAGGAUUGGAAGGAGAAGUUUACGGAAAGUAGUAACAUCUACGAGAAGUUGAAGCAAGAAGCUUCUCAGAGAGAGGCUGAACUCGAAAAGAAGUUGAAGGCCGCUAUGCUCGAGUCGUCUUCAAGUCUUUCUUCCUUGAAUGAAAAGUUGGAGCUGUGCAAAUCCGAGUUGAAACAGAAAGACAAGAAGAUUGAGGAGCAGAACAAUCUUCUUCAGCAGAUUACAGAUGAGAUCAAACUACUCACGAAAGAGAACCAAAAGGCAGCCGUACGCUGUACCAAUGCCUCUUAUGAGAGAGAUUCCUUAAAACAAAGGAUCAACGAAAUAGAGUCCUCCGUUACCCAGGAUAUAAAGGCAAAGGAUAAGGUUAUCAGUGCAUUGAAGCUCGAGAAGCAGGACUUCGAGAAGUUGCUUACCGCCAAGGUAGAGGAGGUGAAGUCUAUCUCUAGUAUCAGCAAUGAUCAAGAAGAUAAGUUGCAGGUUUUAAAACAAAAGAUCGAGGAGUUUGAAACUUCCAAGGCUGAAAUGGAGUCUAUCAUCUGUGUCAAAGAUGCAAAGAUCCUGGAGCAAGAGGAACGUUCGGAUGCAAUUGAAAGCAGUAUGAUCCAAUUGAAGAAAACCAAUCUGAGCCUUAAUGAAGAUUUAGUUCAGUUCAAGAAAACCAUUGACGACCUUAGGGCUGAUAACAUCAAGGCCAUGGAGAAGAACGAGAUGCUCCGUUCAGAGAGAGAUGCCAUUCUCAUUAAGCUCGAGUCCAUGCAAAGCAAAAUCUCUGAAGGUACGAAAGAAUUGGAAGAUGCAGAGAAGAAAAAUGCCGAGGCACUGGACCAGCUUAAAGCUUUAUACCUUCGUGAUCAGGAGCAGGCUUCUGAGUACACCGUCAAGUUAGAGCACCAAGAGGCAGCAAAGAAGGAGUUAGAGGAACUUUUAGCCCAUAAAGAAGCCUUGAUCAAUAAGUUGCAAGAGGAGGUAAACAAAAGGAGACUGAACUUCCACAAGUGUUUUGAAGCCUACCAGAUGAUUAGCUGGUCUAAUAAGUUUGCCAUGGAUUCAUUGAAGAGGCACCUCAAAGAAAGCUACGAGGCAAUGGCUCCAUUCUUCCUCCCUGAAUCCGCCUCAGAUUAUACCGGUCUCUACUAUCAGCUUGUGCUGCUUCCAAGCUUCAACAAGGAUAACCAAGCUGUUCUUACCAGGUUGACUACGGCACUCGUUGAGUCUAACCGUCAAAUGGUCAAGCGUUACAUUGAGACUUAUGAUAAUCUCAACCGAGAGAAGUCGAUCAGUUUGGGCCAACACAAGGAGCUUAUAGAGGUGAUCAGGAGCUUGAAGGGUCAAAGACGAAGGCAAAAGGAAGCAGCUCAGAUGGCUCCUCCAAAGAAGCCAGAAGCGAAGGUUGAAAGCUCAACAGCGCAGCCCCUCAGGAUAAAAAGCUUACCUGUGGAGAAACUGAAGGCGUUAACUGAAGCUCCUUCGUGA